CGAGGUCUUGUUGUGUGUGCGAUUUGAUUAAAUUUUUGGAGGAACUUGAGUUUUUUCGGAUGUUUGCUUGUGUAUUUGUUUGAUAUAUUCGCGUACUGUGUGGAACAAGAAAAUGGAGCUUUAUACUAAGAAGCAGAUAUUCCAGAAAAUCAUACUGAUUUUCCUGUUAAUCACGUAUGAAUUUGCCGAUGCCAGACCCGGAAGCGAAUGGAAAGUGAACAAUGCUUGCGUAGGAGGCGAUUCCACCAAAAGGGAAAUUUGCCAAAGGUGCGCCAAGCAGACCAAAUCCCCCAUAGUCUACCCCAUGUGCUGUAACGAAGAGGACGAAGUCCACAAUUGGUGCUUCAGGUACACCAAUUACGGGAAGGUCGCUUGAGAAAAAUCGAGCAUGCUGUUGAAUUUUUUUAUGUUUUCUUUGAAAAUCUAUUGUGAGGAUGAAGUAAGAACGUUUCAAUGCCGAGACAAUGCAAUAUACUGAGUUUUUUAUUCUAUUGUGAUAUUAUUAGGUAUGAGUUUUUUAUGAUAAUUGAAAUUUACGAAUUAAGAAAGCUAUAUGUUUUACAAUUACCAAUUGUCAAUUGUCAAUUGUCAAAUGACAAUAGGCAAAUUGACAAAUGUCAAAUGUCCAUAUUAUUUGAAGUUCGUAAACUAUUUUAUAGCUAUCCAUGCUAAAUAUUAUACAUAGCUUUUAUAGCUAUGCUAUACUUAUAUACUGUGUGAUCGUUUAAUAUACAUAUUGUAUAAUUAAUUUCUGGCUGUGAUUGUGUGUCAUAUUU
Molecule: messenger RNA, 776 nt
Organism: Phyllotreta striolata
Lineage: Eukaryota; Metazoa; Arthropoda; Insecta; Coleoptera; Chrysomelidae
Source: the annotation of a GenBank genome assembly